GUUCCCAAGGAGAAAGCAGAAACCGGAAAAGAGAUAAUCCUUCCUUCCUUCCUUAUCCAUCCACAUUCCUGCAGGUUUAGCUGCAGCUCUCCCACCAAUAAUCAUGGCUGCUUCCACAAGCCAUCUGUGCUCUAUUCUUUCUUUGAAUUCAUCUCUUCCCAGUGUUCUUUCAAGUCAAAGGUCUGCUGCUGCUUUCGUCUUUUUCAGCUGCAAGACUGAUCAGAGGAGGAGGAGGAGAAGUACUGGGAUAGUUGCAAGUGGGGCGGAUUUUCUGGGGGAUUUCGGGGCGAGGGACCCUUUUCCGGCUGAAGUUGAGAGCAAUUUUGCGGAGAAAGUACUGGGGAAUGUGAAUACUGAGCAUAAAAUCUUGAUCCCAACUGCAACUGCUCUGUCUUUAGCCCAGCAAGAUUGUACUCCCAUCUCACCUAAUGAGCAGCCCAUUUCUGAAGAUGAAGCCAAGAAGCUCUUGCUCAAGGUUGUUGGAUGGAGAUUGAUAAAUGGAGAAGAGGGGCUACGGCUGCAAUGCAUAUGGAAGUUGAGAGAUUUCCAAUGUGGGAUUGAACUGAUCAACAGGAUAUACAAGGCUAUUGGUGCUACAGGGCACUUCCCUAGUCUUCACCUUGAGGAGUCCAAUCAACUAAGAGCUGAACUAUGGACUUCUUCAAUUGGAGGUCUGAGCAUGAACGAUUUCAUUGUAGCUGCUAAAAUAGAUCAGGUUAAAUCGUCAGAUCUCAUUCCCAGAAAGAGAGUUUGGGCAUAAAUGGAAAAACUGGUUCAUCUAAGGUGCAAACCAAAUUUUUUUGCUUUACCGGGUCCUGAUGGGAACUAGAACUGAAGAUUCAUAGCUUUUUGCUCAAAUGGCUGGAUGCUGUACUUCUGAUGUUGACAGUAUUCUUUUUGAAUAUUAGACAUAGCUAUGAUUUGUUUGUUCGGUGUAUUCUUGGUUCCUUUAGAAAUAUUGUUUAUGGUUUGAAUGUUUUUCACUCAGUUAUGAUGGAGACCGCUUCUGCUUAAAUUUUUGAAUAUCAUUCAUUUAUUUCAAUGUCA
Messenger RNA from Coffea eugenioides, 1047 nucleotides. Its product is annotated as probable pterin-4-alpha-carbinolamine dehydratase, chloroplastic. Gene Ontology annotation, biological process: tetrahydrobiopterin biosynthetic process. Gene Ontology annotation, cellular component: plastid. NCBI's taxonomy places the organism in Eukaryota, Viridiplantae, Streptophyta, Magnoliopsida, Gentianales, Rubiaceae. Bases 104 to 760 code for a protein of 218 amino acids. The record is from RefSeq and is a predicted model, not a curated record. Gene Ontology annotation, molecular function: 4-alpha-hydroxytetrahydrobiopterin dehydratase activity. The transcript has 3 exons.